Molecule: messenger RNA, 207 nt
Organism: Bacidia gigantensis
Lineage: Eukaryota; Fungi; Ascomycota; Lecanoromycetes; Lecanorales; Ramalinaceae
Exons: 2
Coding region: 1-207 (68 amino acids)
Source: RefSeq, a predicted model, not a curated record
AUGUCAUUACCGGUCUCCGGCUUCCCUGGCCGGAUGCCCCGUCCCGCCCUCUCCGAGCGAGAGGAGAAGCGCCGAGAGCGGUCUGCUUUGUUUGAGAAGAAUUGCAUUGACCUGACGAGUGAUGGAGAGGAUGGGGAUGAGGAAGUUGGGGGGAGGAUUGUUUGGGAUACCUGGACGGGUCCCGGGGAGCCGAGUCUUGUUGUGUAA